Messenger RNA from Centruroides sculpturatus (bark scorpion), 978 nucleotides. RefSeq names its product acetyl-CoA acetyltransferase, mitochondrial-like. Gene Ontology annotation, molecular function: acetyl-CoA C-acetyltransferase activity. The record is from RefSeq and is a predicted model, not a curated record. Lineage: Eukaryota; Metazoa; Arthropoda; Arachnida; Scorpiones; Buthidae. The transcript has 6 exons. Gene Ontology annotation, biological process: fatty acid beta-oxidation. The coding region runs from base 202 to 840 and encodes 212 amino acids.
AAAACUGGUGUUUUGUUUUUCAAGUUCCAUUCAGAAAUGCUGGCCCUUGCCACCUACUCCUUCCACCUUUGAGACUGUUUUUCACAUUCCAUAUUUUAUACAAAAUAUCAUAGUUGAUAUGUUUAUUUAAAAUUUCUCCUAGGUACCGUAACUGCAGCUAAUUCUAGUUCGAUAGCAGAUGGUGCAGCCGCUUGUGUCCUAAUGACAAGAAAUGCAGCUGAUAAGUUAAAUAUCAAACCUUUGGCAAAAAUUAUUGGUUUUACAGAUGCUGCAAUUGAACCAAUAAAUUUUCCUAUUGCUCCUUCUUUUGCAAUAACCAAGUUGUUGGAAAUGACUGGAAUCAAAAAGAGUGAAAUUGCAUUGUGGGAAAUUAAUGAAGCUUUCAGUGUUGUGACUUUAUCAAAUGUGAAAAUACUCGAUUUAGAAUUGGAAAAAGUGAAUACCUGGGGAGGUGCCGUCAGUCUAGGACAUCCUUUAGGAAUGUCGGGUGCCAGAGUACUGAACCAUUUAGCUUUUUCCUUAAAACCUGGCGAAUACGGAAUGGCUGGCGUAUGCAACGGAGGAGGCGGUGCAUCUGCCAUGUUGAUACAGAAGAUAGAGUUACCAGUCUUAACACUCUACACAAAACAUCCAUGCCCAUUAUGCGAGGAAGCAAAGGAAGUAAUAAGACCAUUGUUGCAUAGGGUACGACUCGUAGAAAUCGAUAUAACACAGCCAGAAAAUAAGCACUUAUACGGGAAAUAUCGUUACGAAAUUCCAGUAUUUCAUCUCAACGGGAAAUUCCUAAUGAAAAACAGAGCAUAUUAUGCCUUGCUGGAAAGUAAACUAAACGAAACUUAAGUGUGGUUCUGGUGGAAGCGAAUCUAGUUUCGGAGAAGGGAAAUCCGCCAUAUUGGGAAACAUGGGACAUCCGUAAGGACUCCAAUGACCGUUCCAAAGGACAUUUUUCUUGCCUUCGUCCAUAAAGUGAACUUUAUG